CUGAGCUUUUGUGUUGAAGAAGUCGGAAGUGAGAAGAGGACGCUUGUGGUUUACAGAGCUGUAUAAAACUGAAGUGUCAUCCUGCAUCCAUGCCAUGACAGCAGGAUUGUAGCGUCCUGCUCACAACUGAAAUACACAGAGUAUCAUAUUUUAUUCAGAUCGCUGUGGCUGUGUUUUCUCCCUCCAAAGCGCGUUAUUCUUCGACUGUAUAGACUGUCAUGAGAUCAGUUUGGGCAUGGCGUCCUUCCAGAGUUACUGUAAGACGGCGGGAGCAGCGGAGGAUGAGAACGGAGAACUGGACCGGUCCUUGGAGCACAUGCUGAAGGCCAUAGCGGACGAACGAAACCGACUAAAUAUUCGACAGGAGAUCAGUGGGCUCGGGUGUUUUAAAGAUGACCGAAUUGUGUUCUGGACGUGGAUGUUCUCCACAUACUUCAUGGAGAAGCUGUCACCACGUCAGGACGACAUGCUUUUCUAUGUGCGACGCAAGCUCUCUUAUGUCAGCGCUGACAACACAGAAGGGAAGAAGGUGGAGGUCGAAGUGUACAGAAGGGAUUCGAAAAAGCUGCCUGGACUCGGGGACCCGGACAUAGACUGGGAGGAGAGUGUGUACCUGAAUCUCAUCUUACAAAAGCUGGACUACGUGGUCACGUGUGCUGUGUGUACACGCACAGAUGCAGGAGACAUCCACAUCCACAAAAAGAAGACGCAGCAAGUGUUCGCUUCUCCCAGCAAACACCCAAUGGACAGCAAGGGUGAGGAGUCCAAGAUGAGCUACCCGAACAUCUUCUUCAUGAUCGACAACUUUGAGGAGGUGUUCAGUGAUAUGACUGUUGGAGAAGGAGAGAUGGUGUGUGUGGAGCUGGUGGCCAGCGACAAGAGCACCACUUUCCAGGGAGUGAUCUUCCAAGGCUCCAUCCGCUACGAGGCCCUUAAAAAGGUUUACGAUAACCGGGUGAGUGUGGCUGCUAAAAUGGCCCAACGCAUGUCCUUCGGCUUCUACAAAUACAACAACAUGGAGUUUGUGCGGAUGAAGGGCCCUCAGGGGAAAGGGCACGCCGAGAUGGCUGUGAGUCGAGUGCCGACUGGAGACACGUCACCCUGCGGCACCGAGGAGGACCAGGACUCGCCUCUGCACGAGAGGGUGACGUCGUUCAGCACUCCCCCGACCCCCGAGAGAAACAGACCCUCCUUCUUCUCUCCCUCUCUGCGCCGCAAAGUGCCCCGAAACCGCAUAGCCGAGAUGAAGAAAUCCCACUCUGCCAACGACAGCGAGGAGUUCUUCAGGGACGAGGAUGAAGAAGACCUGUGUAACACCACAAACCUUCGCUCACGCUCUCUUUCGGGAACUGGCCGCUCACUCGUGGGCUCCUGGCUGAAGCUGAACAGGACGGAGGACUACUUCCUGCUCUACUCACAUCUCACCUACAUCACUCUUCCUCUACACCGGAUAACUACAGAUAUUCUGGAGGUGAGACAAAAGCCUAUUCUGAUGAUCUAGCGGCUCCUGACUUCCUUAGAACUUGUGACUAAGUGCCUCUCCACAUCAGGCCCCUCAGAUGACAGCGCCAUCUAGCAUCCAUACAGAGAACCAAAAAAACCACCACUGACUAAAGGAGAGGAGAAGAAAUGUGAGAACUAAGGACUUAUUAAAAACCAGCCAAUCAAGAAGUGCCUCUUCCACCUGUUUUCUGUGACAGUCUGUAUGUGGACACGAGAGCAACAGCCUGAGUGACUGAACACUGUCUGAAAUGCCUCGUUCCAUCAGAUCAGAUCGGCUCAGGCUCAGAAGGCAGGACUUGCUAACGUCCCACCUGCGAGCGAAAGGGAAAUGUAUCAAAGAGAGAAAAAAAAAAAAAACAUGCAAAAGAAUGUCUCUGUUCCUUGUAAAUACACUGCUGCUUAGAAUACUCAGUGAAUCUACCAACCACGACCCUCUCAGCCUUGUGUAAACAAACUCUGCUGGGUCUUUCAAUGUUGUCGAUUUGUGCGUAGUGCUUUUUUCCAAAGGCAAAACACCCCAUCCCCAACCCCUCACCUCGCCUCAUCCCUAGGCCUUAACACCUCCUAACCAGCUAAUGUGAUAUCCGGCCUCUGUUUUAUGGCCUACGACCAACAGAGUCUGGAAUUAGGAAUGCUGGAUGUGUCUUAAGUUCAACGUUCCGGUUCACAGAAAGAAAAAAAAAAGCCGCACAAGUAGAUUUCUUUUCUUUUGUUUAAAAAAAAAAAAAAAAAAAAAAAAAAAAGAUGAUACAUUUGUUCAUUUGUAUGUUUGGAGAUCUUUGUAAUCAUUGUGAUAUUUAUUACUGAGUGUUGCAAGUGUGAGGUGUGCAAGUGCACCAGAAUGAUGCUGAAGCUGCAAGGCCUUGAAGAGGUUUCCCUGAGGAUGACGCAAUCCAUCUCUUGUGCUAUUCAGCAAACGCAAUUGAGCCGUUUGUAAAACUACUACAUUUCAGAAACACUCCUGUCCUACAGAAGCCCUGAAACACAAGUUGUGGGGGAAAAAAUUUUAAGGGCUAUGCUGUUAUUUUGAUUUAAUAACUAAUAUUAUGUCAUUAUUAUGACUUAAUAUCUCAUUUCAACAUAGUAUUUUAUUAGUUUAAAUGAUCUCAUUAUUUAGAUUUAACUUAUUUUGAGUUAUCUUGUAAAGCAUUUAAAUAAAUUCCCAAUAAUUAGACAUAUAUGACAGACAUAGUCUCUCAUAGGCUUACUAUCUGCAGCAUACAGAAAAAGAAUUACAAGCUAAUAUUCAUAAAAUUAAUCUUAUUGAUCGAUUAUAUGGCGUUAAAUAUUCCAUAUAUUAAAAUAUGGUGUUCUAUGUGGUGUAAUGAGGAUAACUAGACAUCCAUCCGUACAUCCAUUUUCUGUGCCGCUUACUGAGACUGGAGCCUAUACCAGGAGACUUCGGGCACAAGACGGGGGACACCUCGGACGGGUAUUUUCCGGGGAGGAAACCCCUGAAGCACGGGGAGAACAUGCAAACUCCACACACACAGGGCAGAGGCAGGAAUCUAACCCCCAACCUUGGAGGUGCGAGGCAAACGUGCUAACCUCUGAGCCAUCGUGCUCCUAAUAACCAGACAGAACAUCCUGAAAUAAGUUAUUAAAUCAGAAUCCUGAAAUAACAAGUUAAAUCAAAAUCAUGACAUCCUGAAAUGAAUUGUCAAAAUAAUGACAUAACAACCUGAAUUAAGUUGAAAUAAUGAAAUAAUAUCUUGAAAGAAGUUAUUAAGUUCGAAAUAAUGACAUAUCCCUUCUUAACUUUUUUCAACUUGUGGUUCAGGAUCACACAAUUUGUUUAGUCUUUGAAGGCUUUAGGGAUUCUUUAACGAUGAGUUGAAACUCUGCCCCUUUCUGUUCCUCUAGUUCUGUCUUUCCUUGUAAAGUGUUUGAGUAUUUAAAGGUCUGGUGGCCGUUGUCUUUCAACACAUUUCUGUUAAUAGGUUGGCUUUGAAAAUCCCUGACAAUGAAGUGUUUAUGGAGGAAAUGAGGAACAAACCCAGAUUGUCAGUAUUAUGUUGGAUUUUGCGAGCUGAAUGUAUUCCUGUCGACUGCUUUAAAGACGGCUUUAGUAACCGUUUGAUAUUUGAAAGGCUAUGUUUGUCAGCAACAUUUUUUUUUAUGCUUCACAAUUCACGGCCUUUGUAUUUCUUUGUAUUUAUUUUCUCCUGGAAGGCUGUAGAAGCCCAUGUCAACCAAAUAGGAAGCUCUGUUCAAGAGAGGUCCUGUGGUACAUACACACUUCUUUAAUCGCUUUAACCAUGUUUUUUGUAUUCAGUUUUUAAAAACUACACGUGCAUGUUUAUCCUACAUUUAUGUUACACCGGUAAUAAUUGUACAUUUUCUGUACCUCUUAUUGAAAUACAAAUUACCAAAAAAAAAAAAAAAAACGUUUUUGAAUUUAUGAACUAUUUACACAAGUAUUUACACAUGGGAAGGACAAGGACAUGUAAUGCUGAGGAACGCAAGCUACGAAAUUAGGAGGUCGCACCACACAUCAGUGAAUCAGGUUAAUACCUUAUAAUAAGAUGUCUGUGCACAGGUAAGACCAAGUGUGACAAUUUUGGAAAAUUGUGCGUGUGUGCAUUUGAAUGAACAGUAUGCUCAAGUUUAUGACAGGUUCUGCAUUUGAUUUUUCCAUCACACAUGCUAAUAUGUUCACAUGGCUUUAAUUAGGCCUACAUGAAACUAGAGUCAUGAUAUUGUGGCAUAUGCGAAUACCGAGUACAAUACCGGCUGUAGCUGUAACUGUAAUGUGAUGUUUAAUAAGCCUGCAGGAACGUACUUUGCUUUCUUUUCUCUACUAAUGGACUGGCAAAGAAAUUUUAAAGACCUCUAAAGCGUCCAUAAUUGCUAAAGAUUUUUAAAAUGUGGAUUUAAACACCAGUUAAAUAUAUGAACAGUUUGAUAACACUAAGACAUGGAAAAGGGUCGUUCAGUGAUUGAUUAAGACAUUGGGCUUAAUCCUCAGCUACUCUCUUGUAAGUUGCUUUGAAUAAAAUGUCAUCCAAAUGAGGUAAAUGUAAAAAAAAUAAAUAAAAAUAGCUAACAUCAUUAAA
Messenger RNA from Ictalurus punctatus (channel catfish), 4559 nucleotides. Its product is annotated as kiaa0930. The record is from RefSeq and is a predicted model, not a curated record. Bases 236 to 1501 code for a protein of 421 amino acids. Lineage: Eukaryota; Metazoa; Chordata; Actinopteri; Siluriformes; Ictaluridae. The transcript has 10 exons.